AUGGACUCUGAUGCCGGCUCCAUCUCCAGCCGCUCCUCUUCCCCAGACCUGAUGGAGAAGGCUGGAGGUGUCUUGUCCGCCAAAAUGCUGCAGGCAUACUGCAGGGACCCAGGAGCCCAGAGUGGAUCCCUGGUUCCAAGCAGAGGGAAGUCCAGAGGCCAGGCCCAGUCCAGCAAGGAGAAUCCCGAGGACCCACAGGACCUGCGACUGAAGGUGAACAGUCGGGAGAGGAAGCGGAUGCACGACCUGAACCAGGCCAUGGACGGCCUGCGGGAGGUCAUGCCCUACGCCCAGGGCCCCUCCGUCCGAAAGCUCUCCAAGAUCUCCACCUUGCUGCUGGCGCGCAACUACAUCCUCAUGCUGUCCAGCUCACUGGAGGAGAUGCGGAAGCUGGUCGGGGACGUGUACGGGGCCGGUCGGCCGGCUCACACGGCCCGCUGCACGCCCGCCGCCCCUCCAUCGCUGCCGCUCUUCCCACUGGCCCAGUCGUUGCCUUCGCUGCCGGGCACGCCGCCCCUGCUCCAGCCGCCCUCCUCGGCUUCGUCGCAACCUUCUGUCCACUCACCGCCGGCCGCCGCCAGCUUCCCAGGCUUCCGCGUUCCUCAUCAGAACCCCCUGAAGGACAUGAGCCACAUGUCUGGCUCCUUCAGGCACUUCCCCAGCAUCCCUUGCCCGUGCUCCCUCUGCCAGCCUGCCUCCACUUCCAUACACAGCCUGCCCAGCCUAUCUAUAGGUAAGUGA
Messenger RNA from Brienomyrus brachyistius, 741 nucleotides. It is a transcript of the gene olig4, whose product is annotated as oligodendrocyte transcription factor 4. Bases 1 to 741 code for a protein of 246 amino acids. NCBI's taxonomy places the organism in Eukaryota, Metazoa, Chordata, Actinopteri, Osteoglossiformes, Mormyridae. Gene Ontology annotation, molecular function: protein dimerization activity. The transcript has a single exon. The record is from RefSeq and is a predicted model, not a curated record.